ACCGUAUUUUUCGCUCAAUAUGACGCACCUGACCAUAAGACGUGUCUAGGUUUUAGAGGAGAAAAACAAGAAAAAAGAUAUUCUGAACCAAUGAACUGCAGACACAGUACAGGAGAUGACCAGAGACUGCGGACACAGUACAGGAGAUGACCAGAGACUGCGGACACAGUACAGGAGAUGACCAGAGACUGCGGACACAGUACAGGAGAUGACCAGAGACUGCGGACACAGUACAGGAGAUGACCAGAGACUGCGGACACAGUACAG
Molecule: messenger RNA, 267 nt
Organism: Staurois parvus
Lineage: Eukaryota; Metazoa; Chordata; Amphibia; Anura; Ranidae
Source: the annotation of a GenBank genome assembly